Molecule: messenger RNA, 2532 nt
Organism: Ylistrum balloti
Lineage: Eukaryota; Metazoa; Mollusca; Bivalvia; Pectinida; Pectinidae
Product: eukaryotic translation initiation factor 5B-like
Exons: 20
Coding region: 274-2532 (752 amino acids)
Molecular function (GO): GTP binding; GTPase activity; translation initiation factor activity
Source: RefSeq, a predicted model, not a curated record
UGGAAAGAAAAGAGAGAGCGAGAGAAACUUAAAAAACAACAGGAAAAGAAAAAGCAGAAAGCAAAAGCCUCUGAGGAAGCUGAUGUGGCUGUGACACCAGCCGAGACUACUGAGGGAGCCUCUGUAGAUGAAACUGCAGAAGGAGAAAAGAAAGAUGAUGAGGAUGAGAAAAAAGAAGAAAAGGAAGGAAAAAAGAAGAAAAAGAAAGGAGAGAAGGAAGAAAAGAAGAAAAAGACUAAGGCACCGGUAGCAGCCAUCAAAGCCCAGUUAGAAAUGAUUCGAUUGGAGGAGGAACGAAUCAGAAAAGAGGAAGAAGAGAGGGAAAGAAAAGAAGAAGAAGAACGCUUGAGAAAGGAAGAAGAGAAACGUCUUGAGGAAGAGAAAAAACAAAGGAGAAAGCAGAAAGAAAAAGAAAAGAAAGAACGUCUGAAACAGGAGGGUAAAUUACUGACAGGGAGACAAAAACAGGAUCGUCAACGAGCCAUGCAGAUGUUGGAGGAGAUGAAGGCCAGAGGUAUUGAUGUUCCCAACAAAGACGAAAUUGCGAAGAAGCGCCCAGUCUACUCAAAUCGUAAAAAGAAGCAACAACAUCAAGUUGAAGAUACACCAUCGCCGGUAGAAGAAGUGUCACCCUCAGCUUCAGUGGAGGAGAAAACACCCGAACCUGAGCCAAAAACAGAGGAAAAACCAAAAGAGGAAGAAGACAAUGUGGCUGAUGCUUGGGAUGCUGAGGAUGAUGUCAAAGAUGAAUGGGAUGCAGAGGAUGAAGAAACAGAAAAGAAAACGGAAGUAGAAAAACCUGCAGAGCCAGUAAAAGAAGAAGUAGCAGAGGAAAGUGAAGAAGAAAGCGAAGAAGAGGAGGAAGAAGAAGAGGAGGAAAGUGAGGAGGAGGAAGAGGAAAGCAGCACAGAGGAAGAAAGUGAAGAUGAUGAUCUGACCCCUGUAGAACGUGCUAGGGAACGCAUCAUGAAAAGGAAAGAAGAAGCUGAGAAGAAUCGUACAACAGAUGUGCUCCGAUCUCCUGUUGUAUGUGUACUAGGACAUGUUGACACAGGGAAAACAAAGAUCCUUGAUAAGCUACGGAAAACAAACGUCCAGGACGGUGAGGCAGGAGGGAUAACUCAACAGAUCGGUGCUACAAAUGUUCCCGAACACGCCGUUAAAGAGCAAACAAAGAUGUGUAAGGAGUUUUCAAAGAAAGAAUUAAAAUUACCAGGGUUAUUAAUUAUAGACACACCAGGCCACGAGUCUUUCAGUAACCUGCGGUCCCGAGGAUCCUCUCUCUGUGAUAUUGCUAUUUUAGUGGUGGACAUCAUGCAUGCACUUGAACCACAGACAAUCGAGUCAAUCAAUCUCUUAAAGCAACGUAAAACACCUUUUGUGAUCGCCCUCAACAAGGUGGAUCGUCUUUACCAGUGGAAACCCAUGCCACAAACAGAUAUUGUCAAUACCAUUAAAAAACAGAAUGCCCAGACAAAGAGCGAGUUUGAUAGACGUGCCCGUGAGGUCAUCACUCAGAUGGCUGAACAGGGCCUUAACUCGGCAUUAUUUUAUGAAAACAAGAAUCCUAAAGAAUACAUCUCUCUUGUGCCCACAUCGGCACACUCCGGUGAUGGAAUGGGUAAUUUGAUUGCCCUAUUAUGUGAGCUCUCACAGACCAUGCUGGCCAAACGUCUGUCCUACUGCACUGAACUGCAGGCUACAGUGAUGGAGGUGAAAGCACUCCAUGGUUUGGGCACAACAGUUGAUGUGAUUUUGGUCAAUGGAAAGCUAAAAGAAGGUGACUUAAUUGUUGUUCCUGGCACAGAGGGGCCCAUCGUCACACAAGUUAGGGGUCUGCUCAUGCCUCAACCCAUGAGGGAGCUCCGUGUUAAGAGUCAGUGGGAACAUCAUAAGGAGGUCCUAGCUGCCCAGGGAGUGAAGAUCAUAGCCAAGGAUAUGGAGAAAGCCAUCGCUGGGCUACCUCUCUACGUUGCCAAGAACCAGGAUGAAACCGAGUAUUACAAGGAGGAAUUGUCUACAGCCCUGAAAGAAGUCCUGAACGCCAUCAAGCUCUCUGAGAGAGGAGUGUUCGUUCAAGCUUCUACACUAGGCUCACUAGAAGCUCUUCUAGAAUUUCUCAAAGUUUCCAAUAUUCCAUAUGCGGGCAUUAAUAUUGGUCCUGUUCAUAGAAAAGACAUCAUGAAAGCUUCUAUUAUGUUGGAACAUGAUACCCAGUAUGCUGUGAUUCUUGCAUUUGACGUUCGUGUAGAACGAGAGGCACAAGAGAUGGCGGACAGUUUAGGUGUUACCAUUUUCACUGCAGACAUUAUAUAUAACUUGUUUGACAAGUUUAUUGCCUAUAGAAACGUGGAUAAUACACAUAAAAUGUGCAUUCUGUUAUUUGUUGGAGUGAUAGAAGGAAUAUCAGACACGUGUUGUAGUACUGGGCGGGGCCCUUCUGACGCUCUUCUAGGGCACCAUGUAAAACAUGGCUGUAAGCCAGGCGCCAACCAAAUUCUUCAGUACACAUCAUAUCCAACUGGUUCCUGA